Molecule: messenger RNA, 1624 nt
Organism: Ceratotherium simum simum (southern white rhinoceros)
Lineage: Eukaryota; Metazoa; Chordata; Mammalia; Perissodactyla; Rhinocerotidae
Source: RefSeq, a predicted model, not a curated record
AGAUGCUAGCCUGAGCCUGGGGUCCAGGCAUGGAAUUCCUGACGGCCUCCCAGCCCCCUCCAGGGCCUCCGGCCAUGGACCUGGAGGAGCCCAGGGAUGCCCUUUCCUCUCAGGACCCCACCCCUGACUGCCAGUGGAACCCGCCGCUGGGACACCCCAGCAGCCUGAGUCAGAUGGAACUGGACGGGCCGAGUAUCCAGGACCUGGUGCAGCAGUUUGAGGCUCUGCCGGGUGAUCUAGUGGGCCUGUCCCCGGAGGGACCCCCCUGCCCCCUGCACAUUGCCACUGGCCGCGGCCUGGCCCCCCAGGACGUCGCCGAUGCCCAUGGGCUGCUGUCCGCCGAGGCCGGCCGGGACGACCUGCUGAACCUUUUGCGCUGCGAGGAGUGCUCUCCUUCCUGUUCGUGUUCCGAGGAGCCCCUGGACCCUGCUCCUCACCUUUUGCAGCCCCCCGAGGCCCCGGAGGAGGAUCCCGGCCCCCCGGAAUGGACAGAGGGAGCGUCUGCCGAGCGACGUGGCAGCAGAAGCCCGAGCAGCUCCCCGGAACCCUGGCUGGAGACUGUGCCUCUGGUGGCUCCUGCAGAGCCACCGGCCAGCGCCCAGAGCCCCGAGACCCUGGCAUCAUGCCCUGCCCUCCAGGAGGUGCCCGGGCCGUGUGACCACGAAGACCUCCUGGACGGCGUCAUGUUCGGGGCCAAGUACCUGGGCUCCACGCAGCUGCUGUCGGAGCGCAGCCCGCCGCCCAGCGCGCGCAGGGCGCAGGCGCAGGAGGCGGUGGAGCGCGUCCAGGGGGAGGGGGCGGGGCGGGCCCCCCCGGAGAGACUGCGCGUCCCCCAGGCCCAGCUCGUCGCUCAGGCCAUCGGCCAGGCCUUCGCCGUGGCCUACAGCCAGUUCCUGCGGGACAGCGGCAUCGACCCCAGCCGGGCGGGCGCCCCGCAGAGCCAGGCCGCGGGCCCGGGCCACCUCCACAACGGGGACCUGGACCACUUCUCCAACAGCGACAACUGCAGGGAGGUGUGCAUCGAGAAGCGCCGGGGCGAGGGCCUGGGCGUGGCGCUGGUGGAGUCGGGCUGGGGGUCCCUGCUGCCCACGGCCGUGAUCGCCAACCUGCUGCACGGCGGCCCGGCCGAGCGCUCCGGGGCCCUCAGCAUCGGGGACCGCCUGACCGCCAUCAACGGGACCAGCCUGGUGGGGCUGCCCCUGGCCGCCUGCCAGGCCGCCGUCCGCGAGGUGAAGUCGCAGACGCUGGUGACCCUCAGCAUCGUCCACUGCCCGCCGGUGACCACAGCCAUCAUUCGCCGGCUGCACGCCCGCGAGCAGCUGGGUUUCUGCGUGGAGGACGGCAUCAUCUGCAGCCUGCUCCGUGGGGGUAUCGCCGAGCGUGGGGGCGUCCGCGUGGGCCACCGCAUCAUCGAGAUCAACGGGCAGAGUGUGGUGGCCACGCCGCACGCCCGCAUCAUCGAGCUGCUCACCGAGGCCCACGUCGAGGUCCACAUCAAGACCAUGCCGGCUGCCACCUACCGCCUGCUCACGGGCCAGGAGCAGCCCGUGUACCUCUGACGGCCGCCGUCGCCCCGCUGCCGUGCCUUAGCCCCCCGGCUCUGGAACUUUCUGUGGCCGGCUGG